This is a messenger RNA of Staurois parvus, 1890 nucleotides long. The record is from the annotation of a GenBank genome assembly. NCBI's taxonomy places the organism in Eukaryota, Metazoa, Chordata, Amphibia, Anura, Ranidae.
GUUGAAGCAAAGCUAAUUGACAAAUUGGACAGCCUAAUGUCUGAAGGAAGAGGUGACGAAACCUACCGGGAGCUCUUCAACAGUAUCUUACUGAAAAAAAUUGAACGGGAAACAUGGAGAGAAAGUGGUGUAUCGUUAAUUGCCACUGUAACACGACUUAUGGAGAGACUGCUGGACUACAGGGACUGCAUGAAGAUAGGGGAAGUAGAUGGGAAGAAGAUUGGAUGCACUGUUAGUCUAUUGAAUUUUUAUAAAACAGAGUUGAACAAAGAAGAAAUGUAUAUACGGUAUAUUCACAAACUGUAUGACCUGCACAUGAAAGCACAGAAUUAUACAGAGGCUGCCUACACCCUUCUACUGUAUGAUGAGCUACUGGAAUGGUCUGACCGGCCACUUAGAGAAUUUCUAAACUAUCCAAUGCAAACAGAAUGGCAAAGAAAAGAGUACCUUCAUAUGACCAUCAUCCAAAAUUUUGACCGAGGCAAAUGCUGGGAGAACGGAAUUAUACUCUGCAGGAAACUUGCUGAACAGUAUGAAAAUUACUAUGACUACAGGAAUCUCAGCAAAAUGAGGAUGAUGGAAGCUUCAUUGUAUGAUAAAAUAAUGGACCAGCAACGUUUGGAGCCAGAAUUUUUCCGUGUUGGAUUUUAUGGGAAAAAAUUCCCAUUUUUCUUAAGAAACAAAGAAUUUGUUUGUCGAGGCCAUGACUAUGAGAGACUGGAGGCUUUCCAGCAGCGCAUGCUAACAGAAUUCCCACAUGCCAUUGCAAUGCAACAUGCCAACCAGCCUGAUGAAACGAUAUUCCAAGCAGAAGCACAAUAUCUACAGAUUUAUGCUGUCACACCAAUCCCUGAAAGCCAGGAGGUUCUACAAAGAGAAGGUAUUCCUGACAACAUCAAAAGCUUUUACAAAGUGAAUCAUAUCUGGAGGUUUCGCUAUGAUAGACCUUUUCACAAGGGUACAAAGGACAAGGAGAAUGAAUUCAAGAGUCUAUGGGUAGAACGAACAGCUUUGACGUUGGUGCAGAGUUUGCCUGGUAUAUCACGAUGGUUCGAAGUUGAAAAACGUGAAGUGGUGGAAAUGAGUCCCUUGGAAAAUGCCAUUGAAGUCCUGGAAAACAAGAAUCAGCAGCUGCGAACUUUGAUUAGUCAGUGUCAGACGCGACAGAUGCAGAACAUUAACCCGCUGACAAUGUGUCUGAAUGGAGUUAUUGAUGCUGCAGUUAAUGGAGGAGUUUCUAGGUAUCAAGAGGCAUUCUUUGUGAAGGAGUACAUCUUCAACCAUCCUGAGGAUGGAGAUAAGAUAUCACGUCUGAGAGAACUAAUGCUUGAACAGGCACAGAUUUUAGAAUUUGGUUUAGCAGUUCAUGAGAAAUUUGUGCCCCAGGAUAUGAGACCUUUACACAAAAAGAUGGUGGAUCAGUUCUUCGUACUCAAGUCAAGUCUGGGAAUACAGGAUUUCUCGGCCUGUGUGCCGCCCAGUCCUGUCAGUUUCCCCAAUGGAAGCCCUUGCAUACCUAGAAACUCCGCACCUGCCAUUAUGGGUCCAGAAGCUGUACGUGUGGUUCCUAGACGAAGUCCUUUAAGUUAUCCAGCUGUAAAUAGAUACUCUUCAUCCUCACUCUCAUCACAAGCCUCCGCAGAAGUUAGCAAUUUAACAGGACAGUCUGAAAGUUCUGAUGAAGUCUUUCACAUGCAGCCUAGUCCUUCUACCUCAAGUCUGAGUUCUACACAUUCUGCCUCCCCAAAUGUUACAAGUUCUGCUCCAUCAAGUGCAAGAGCUUCCCCACUGUUAUCUGACAAACACAAGCAUUCCAGAGAAAAUGCCUGCCUGUCCCCAAGAGAGAGACCCUGCAGUGCCAUAUUUCCUAUCCCUGCUGAACCACCCCAG